AUGGAUGGAGAUGGAUAUCCCACUUAUCGGAGACGCAAUACAGGUCAUUGCGACCGUAGUGGUCUCUCAACUAAUAACCAGUACGUCGUACCUUAUAACCCAAAAUUAUUGAAAAUAUUCGAUUCUCAUAUCAACGUUGAAGUAGUGACGAGCAUUAAAUCGGUUACAAAGGUCAUGAUGCAGCCUAAUUUCGUAGAAGGUCGAUAUGUAGGACCAGCAGAAGCAUGUGAUCGAGUCUUAGGCCGACCCUUACAGAACAAAAGUCACUCAAUCGUACGGUUACCUAUCCACUUAGAGAACCAGCAAAAUGUUACUAUCAAUGAUGAUGCAAGCGAAGAUGAUAUGAGAUCAGCAUUGCACCGAACAAACAUGCUACUCGAUUAUUUUACUCUAAAUGAACGAGAUCCUCAUGCCCAUCAAUUCGCGUAUUCUGAAAUUCCAUCAUUUUAUGUGUUCCAAAAACUAACUGGGUCUAAUGGAUCGAAAUGGACGAAAAUUCAAUCUCAUGUCAAUGUUAUUGGACGCAUGUAUAGUGUUAGUCCAACGCAAAAUGAAUUGUGUCAUCCGCGCUCAUUAUUGAUAUACGUUAAAGGGUCGACAAGUUAUGAAAGUCUCAGGACAGUAGGUGGUGAAGCAUAUGAAACGUGUCCAAGCGCUUGCCUAGCUUUAAAUCUCAUCGAGGAUGACGCAGAAUGGGAACGUGCAAUGCCAGAAGGAGAGGUAUGGAUGAUGCCUAGACAACUACUACUCUGGGAAAAGUUUAAGGGAGCGAUGUCUCAAGAUUUGCAAAGUCUGUUCAGCGCACCAGAAGUAGAAAAAAGAGCUUAUGCUGAAGUGAAUCGGCUCCUAUCUUAUCAAUUCUAUCAAUUGAUGGACUUGGAUGACAGUAUUGAUAUCCAAAGUGAUGAUGAAAUACCACUUGAACAACACAGAACUAUUGGUCACAGUCAAUAUGGGAAACUAAAUUUGAAACAGCCUAACAUUGUCGAUGAGGUGUUAAAUGUUGUUGAAUCACAGGAACCACGAACAGCAUACUGCUACCUAGAUGGACCUGGCGGAUCUGGAAAAACUUUCGUCUAUACUACUCUCUAUCAUUUAUUACGAGCUAGAGAAAAAAAUGUACAUACGAUGGCGUUUACAGGUAUUGCCGCGAUUUUACUUCCUCGAGGGAAAACAGUUCAUAAAUCGUUUGGAAUACCUGUUCCAAUUUUCCAUGAUUCUGUGUCGAAUUUCAAGAAUCAGUCAAAGCAAGCUCAAUAUUUACGAGAAGUCGACGUUUUCCUUUGGGAUGAAGCUCAAAUGGCGCCGAAGUUUGCUCUAGAAUUAGUUGACCGCACUCUACGUAACUUUAUGUGCAAUGAUUUACCUGUCGGCGGUAAGAUCAUGAUUCUUGGUGGAGACUUUCGACAAUUACUUCCAGUAAAACCAAAUGCAACGCGCAGUGAACUGGUGGAUUUAUCUAUUCAAUUUAGUUCAUUGUGGAAACACUUUACAAUAUUUUCUUUAACAGAAAAUAUGCGAGCUGUACCUCAAGAGAAAGAAUUUGCGAAAUAUCUUUUAUCUGUCGGAGAUGGACCUUUGAACGAUGAUAACAAUAAUAUACAACCUCCAGAACAGUCCAUUGCUCAAAUAUCUGCUGAUACAGUCGACAUAUUCACUAAUAUUAUUAAUGAAAGGAGAUAUGGAGAUUUAGCCAAAGUGGCAAUUCUAUCAGCACGGAAUAUAGACGUUGACGAAAUUAAUGAUCGUGUCAUGGAGUUACUCGACAGGAGAAAUCAAAAGAUAUAUACGAUUUUUGACAGCGCAGAAGAUUGUGAUAACGGGGACAAAAGUCAUGAAAUUCUCCCAGAAUAUCUCCAUACUUUGAAUCCUCCAAAUUUUCCCCCAUAUGAAUUGGAACUAAGAAUUAAUUGUUUCGUUAUGGUGAUACGCAACAUGAGUAUCAAUGAAGGACUCUGUAAUGGAACACGAUUACAAGUACUUGAGCUCGUGAACAAUCUUUUACGUUGUCAGAUUCUAACCGGUGAUAAAGCAGGGGAAAUAGUUUUCAUACACCGUGUAACCCUGUAUUGUGAGAAUACUUACCCGUUCGUCUUCAAAAGACGCCAAUUUCCAUUAAGACCCGCCUUCGCGAUGACAAUCAAUAGAAACCACGGUCAAACAUUCGAUGAAAUAGGAAUCGAUUUUCGGAAAGAUGUUUUCAACCACGGUCAAUUAUACGCUGCAUUUUCACGUGUUCGAUCAUGGGGUUCAUUAAAAAUUUUUCUUGAGCUCAACGUUCAAAUAGAAGAUGAAUUAAUUGUCGUGGACAAAAAGAUUUUUGUAAUGGCAAUGAAGAUGGGUUCGUUUCAUUACAUCAUUCCAACAAAAGGGUUUGUUCCUGAAUACAGUCAUGAAGUUGUUGCUGCAUUUGUAUUUGGAAAAUGUCAAAUUUCUGUGUAUCGCAACGAAGUUGUAGUUAUAAAAAAUCAGCCGUAA
This is a messenger RNA of Diachasmimorpha longicaudata, 2478 nucleotides long. RefSeq lists its product as uncharacterized. Gene Ontology annotation, molecular function: DNA helicase activity. NCBI's taxonomy places the organism in Eukaryota, Metazoa, Arthropoda, Insecta, Hymenoptera, Braconidae. Gene Ontology annotation, biological process: DNA repair; telomere maintenance. The transcript has 4 exons. The coding region runs from base 1 to 2478 and encodes 825 amino acids. The record is from RefSeq and is a predicted model, not a curated record.